AUGAUUGAUGUUUUUGUAGAUGUUCUUGGCAAACUAGCUGCAGACGGAAUCUACAACAAAGCCAUCGAUCCAGCUAUUGCAUUUUCAACGUUCUAUACCAUAUUAACAGAUCAACAAUUAGUCGGGAACAUCCUUUCUCUUUAUUUCCACAAACACCCCCAGCACCCCACAAAAACAGCCAUUUUCUGUCUUUGUGAAGAACUAUUCGGUGAGAAGGUCGCCACCAACCUAGUUAAAAGCUGGCCUAUAGCGUCUUCUAAGGUCGCGGACCUGGCUGAGCGUCUUCACGCCAGGAUCUGUGUAGGCAAUACACCUAUUUUAAACACAAACACACAGCCAAAUGCACGGCAAGGAGCACUCCUCUGGCGCACUGACGAGUCUCCUACCUUGAGCCAUCUUAAACGGCAGCUUGAUGAAUUGUUAGAAUGUUGUAACAGCCCCAAAGAUGCUGCACAACAGGUCUCCUUUCAAUCAAUCUUGCCAGUAAUCAAAGACAUGGCAGAGACAAUUGCUAGACUAUCCACGGAAUGGCAUGAACAGAGUAGAGCCGCUCUAACGGAAAAAGACGCUCAAAUCAAAGACCUGAAGCAUCGCAUCUGCGAGUUGGAGGCAGGCCUAUCGGACAUGUGCGUUAAGAUAGAAGUCUAUAUGGGACAGAUGGAGGCAUAUUCUCAUGAAAUGGCCGCCAAGAAUGAGCAAAUUCUCAUCCUGCAUCAACAGCUAAAGGAGGUACGGACCGAGUCUAGUGAUCGCGAGCUAAAUGCACUGAAGGAGCUACUGAACGAGAAGGAUUGUCUGAUAACAAACAUUCGCGCAGAUCUAACGGAAUCCACGACCACUGCUGAUCGCCUGGCGCACGAGUGUAUACACCUGAAUCAAAGAAGCGAGGAAUUAUCUCUUUACAAAUCUCUGGUUGCUAAUACAAUAGAUGCCUUGAAAACCCUAUCAGAAAGAGAUGCAGAACUAUCAUACUCACCUCCGGCGGACGAUACCUAUCUGAGGCUUCCGGAAUACGUUGCGUUUGUUAUAGAUGUAAUCCGGACAAAAGCCCACUGGCUUGUGACAGAAGAACCUGGCCAGAGUCUCCCCCUUCCAUCGCAAGAUACAAGCCCGUUGCUUCACUCCGUUCGUGGGGGAUCAGUGGCGCCCUCGGUAGUUGAGUCUACAACAGCGGCAAAUAAUUCUUCUCUAGCACCAGAUAGCAGCCACCUCAACCCACCCUAUUCCUACCGUUCAGCUAGCAAUUCCAGCAGCAGUAUACUAGGAAGAUUGGCAAUGAUUGGAAGAGAUAAGGAUGACGUCAGAUCUCAUCCACGAGGAGCUCAAUAG
Molecule: messenger RNA, 1329 nt
Organism: Giardia duodenalis
Lineage: Eukaryota; Fornicata; Diplomonadida; Hexamitidae
Exons: 1
Coding region: 1-1329 (442 amino acids)
Source: RefSeq, a predicted model, not a curated record